This is a messenger RNA of Panicum virgatum (switchgrass), 432 nucleotides long. RefSeq names its product protein ASPARTIC PROTEASE IN GUARD CELL 1-like. Gene Ontology annotation, molecular function: aspartic-type endopeptidase activity. Lineage: Eukaryota; Viridiplantae; Streptophyta; Magnoliopsida; Poales; Poaceae. Gene Ontology annotation, biological process: proteolysis. The record is from RefSeq and is a predicted model, not a curated record. The transcript has a single exon. The coding region runs from base 1 to 432 and encodes 143 amino acids.
AUGAGGGAGCCUCGCCCCCCCUGCUCGCCGCGCCGCCCCAGCUCGGCGCGCCAGCCGCCCACCACCCGUGCCCGCGCGGACCUCCACCGCCGUCCGUUGUCGUGGGCCUGUGCACCUCCGCCCGUCCGUCGUCGGGGGCCCUGCGUCGCGGAAUCGAGCCGCCGCCGCCCGGAGCCGAGGGUGGGAGGAUGUCGGGAUCCGGCCGGCCGGCUCGCAGGAGCAGAUGGUUGGGGUCCCGCCGCCGUGGCUCGGCCGCCACGCGUGUCCGGCGGCGAGGCCACGGUGAUCGUGGACACGGCCAGUGAGCUGACCUGGGUGCAGUGCGUGCCAUGCGACUCGUGCCACGACCAGCAGGAGCCCCUCUUCGACCCAUCCUCGUCGCCGUCCUACGCCGCGGUACCGUGCGACUCGCCCUCCUGCGAUGCGCUGUGA